Molecule: messenger RNA, 1494 nt
Organism: Zychaea mexicana
Lineage: Eukaryota; Fungi; Mucoromycota; Mucoromycetes; Mucorales; Lichtheimiaceae
Exons: 5
Coding region: 1-1494 (497 amino acids)
Biological process (GO): regulation of DNA-templated transcription
Molecular function (GO): zinc ion binding; DNA-binding transcription factor activity, RNA polymerase II-specific
Source: RefSeq, a predicted model, not a curated record
AUGGAAUCAUUGUCACAGCAGCAGCAGCGGGGCUAUUCCCUACCAUCACCCACUUCGCCGUCAAGCACAUCAUCGUCUACUGCCAGUAUAACAAAGAAACGCUCAAGCAAAUCACACGUUCCUACUGCAUGCGUGAACUGCAAAAAAGCUCACUUGGCUUGCGACUUAUCGAGACCGUGCAAGCGUUGUGUUUCAAUGGGCAAGACCGACUCCUGCUACGAUAUUCAACACAAAAAGCGCGGUCGACCAAAGCUUCGAGACAAACGAACAUCAACUUCAACGUGGAAACACGACAAAAGCGAAAAGCAUCGACCGAUCAAUCACAGCAACAGCAGCAGCGCUUCUGCAAGCAACCAUGGUACUGCUGUUGCCACUGCUGCUGCUACCAUGGCAAUGACAGUUGCACCUGCGAUUGCACCGGGCAUAGCGAAUUCUUCCUUCACCAUGACGCAACCACCAGGAUACCAAGAGCCAAAGGAAUCAGUGAACUCCAUGAUGACGAUAUUCCUAUCGAUGGAUAUGCGAUGCGCACGUGCAUCUGAUGAAGCACUCGAGUUCUUAGGUCUCUACCCGCAGCAAUUGGCUCAUCGUUCACUUUACGACUUUCUCGUAUCGACAGAUGGCCUAGAAAAUAUACAUCGAUGUUUGCUGGAUUCAAACAGACCUGCGUCACAGAUCACCACCACCUCGGAACAGUUUGUUUCUAUACCACCUUCUCAACUGCUGAGUAUCGCCAACGGUUCCCAGACGUUCAAAGAAACGCUUCACUUUAAACAACCAAACGGCACAUUCUUUGACCCACUUCAAGCUCGGUUCUAUCUAGGUGGUGGAUUAGGUGCUGAUCUCUUUAUGCCUAUUACUUUGGAUCGGCUGUAUAUCGUAUGCUUAUUGACGAUCAAACCACAAUCAAGUAACAACAACGCAGUAGCACUGCCCAAUGACGCAACGGCUACUGUUCGUCCUAUAACACCGAAGCAUCAGCAAGAACAAUUGCUACCCCACGACGAUCUAAAUACAGUAGCGCUUGCGGAUCCACAGCAAGCUUUUCAAUGGACCCCAACAACUUCAUCACCAUCUAUGGACAAUACCGACGCCUUUAGGCUCUACGAUGCUAAUUUAUCAUCAUCCAACAACAGUACGACGACAGCGACUACAACUAGCACGGCUAUAACCGAACGAUGGGGUUCAGAUGAUGAAACACAUCAGCUAGUAUGGAUGCACCCACACGACUUUGUCUAUGCCCCACAAAUACAACAACAAACAAAACCAUCAUCAAUCGAUCAUACCAAAAUACCCAUUACUACCGCCACUACUACCACCACAACAACUACUCCUACGAAUAUACUUGAUAACAAUAACCACCACCAUGCCAUACCACCAUCGUCAGAGUCGUCAUGGCACGUCGGACAAUCUGAUAUGGGAAGCUUACUCGUACCUACCACCCCUGCCACCACAACCGAUUAUGAAGCAAUGAUGAUGCGAGACAUGAAAUGA